AUGGCCGGACGUUGGGACGACUAUUACGACGACCGACGUGUUUGUCUCAUUCCACUUCCACGAUUUCCCAGGCUAGCUGAUAAGAAACGGGAUAUUGGGGUCUACUUUUCUGGCGUUUUAUUCGCAGUGGGCUGGUGGUUCUUUAUAGACGCUGUUGUCUAUGCCGCCACCAUGGAAGAUCCACCGGUAACUAUCAAGUUGGAGGAUUGGAUAAGUGGUAUCUUUAGUACUCUGGGAAUGAUAAUUGUGAAUUCCAUCGAUAAAUCACGGCUCACAGCUGAUGAUUUUACCUAUUCGGGGUCAGGGAUAGCAUGGAAAGCUCGACUCUUCCUCUUCGUUGGUUUCGCAUGUAUGGCCGGUGGUUUGGCAGGCUCUUUGGCAA
Molecule: messenger RNA, 382 nt
Organism: Paraglomus occultum
Lineage: Eukaryota; Fungi; Glomeromycota; Glomeromycetes; Paraglomerales; Paraglomeraceae
Source: the annotation of a GenBank genome assembly